AUGUCCCAGGCCCUGGGCCCACUCGGGGAGCUGCCCUCUGGCCUCAUCACAGAUGAGUCCUGGAAAGUUCAGGGUGAUCCUCAUAACAGCAUCUGUUCUUACUCUCGUGUCACAGGUUUAGUUAAUGUCACAUAGUUGGAUGGUAUUAUGUGGGUAAUUUGAUUUGACUUGCGCUGAUAUUUCAAGUUAGAGUUGGCUGGUGCUCUGUCUGUCACAUGUUGAAUAGUUUUCCCUUGCUCCUACCUACAACUGGAACUCCCAACUGUUUACCUUUUUUUGGAGGCAUUGGGUGAUUUCUCAAAGUAAAUAAAGAUGAUGUAGACUCUCAAGUUCCAAUUUCAGCUGAUUGUAGAAGCUUCAUAGAAAUUCUCACCUUCACUUUCCAGCUGACUUUUUUUUAAAGGAAUUUAUGAUUGCUCAAUUCCUCUGCAGACAGCUGUUGCAAACUAGCCUAAUGUCCUGUAGAAUGUUGAUUUAGUGUUACACAGAUCUUCCCAAGGAUUGGAAAUAUGGUGCUACGUCACUGACAUUUCUAAAACACAUUUCCAUGUGGAAACUGAGCCUCAUCUGCAGUCAAUCAUAAUUUUUGCUGUUUUAAUGUGGUUUGAUACAUUUAGCAAUUUUAUAUAGCCUAACUUGAUUUCCGUUUAAAAACAUGUUUAUUUCAAAGACAUGUGCCAAGAUUCAAAAACUCUUUGGAGACUCCUUUGACGUGAUUCAAAGCCAACACAACGAUCCUCAUUGAUUUUUGUGAGCAUUGAUGUUACAUUAAAUGUAGUGUUUAUAGUAGUGCAAGUUGUCUCCCUGGAGAGGUAAUGAGGGAAACACAUCACUGCACUGUUGAGAUUAUCUAUAGGCAUGUUGAUUUGGUGCAAAAUGCACAGUGAAAAUUGAGGCCUGCAGUGUUUUAGGAGUAGCCCUCCUAACGACCCCGUGACAUUUUAGUCCUAGGAUAGUCUGGUUACCGGCAGGUCCUGUGGAUGGUCUGGUUACCGGCAGGUCCUGUGGAUGGUCUGGUUACCGGCAGGUCCUGUGGAUGGUCUGGUUACCGGCAGGUCCUGUGGAUGGUCUGGUUACCGGCAGGUCCUGUGGAUGGUCUGGUUACCGGCAGGUCCUGUGGAUGGUCUGGUUACCGGCAGGUCCUGUGGAUGGUCUGGUUACCGGCAGGUCCUGUGGAUGGUCUGGUUACCGGCAGGUCCUGUGGAUGGUCUGGUUACCGGCAGGUCCUGUGGAUGGUCUGGUUACCGGCAGGUCCUGUGGAUGGUCUGGUUACCGGCAGGUCCUGUGGAUGGUCUGGUUACCGGCAGGUCCUGUGGAUGGUCUGGUUACCGGCAGGUCCUGUGGAUAGUCUGGUUACCGGCAGGUCCUGUGGAUGGUCUGGUUACCGGCAGGUCCUGUGGAUGGUCUGGUUACCGGCAGGUCCUGUGGAUGGUCUGGUUACCGGCAGGUCCUGUGGAUGGUCUGGUUACCGGCAGGUCCUGUGGAUGGGGAUUAGAACUCGCUAUUCUUGUCUAUUCUAUUGCAGGACUGUAAUCCAACUAGAAUCUAGGGCUAACUUUAAAAGGGGAAGGCACCGGUGAAAACAUUGUGCUGUGUCUUUGCUUUGGCACGGUCUGUAUAUGUAAUCUGCCAUAUCUCUUCGCAUGCAGAUAACCUGAGACUGUUGAUAUUUUGCCAACUAGUCUGCACAUCAAGAACUUCCCAGUGUCCAAACCACUCAUUAAACUGCCAACAACAGGUGAAUGUUGAAGGAUCACCAUCCCUCAAUCAAUAAGUAUUCAACCCCUUUAUGGCAAGCGUAAAAUAAAUUCUGAAGUAAAAAUGUGUUCAAGUCACAAGUUUCAUGGACUCACUCUGUGCAACAAUAGUGUUUUUAACAUGAAUUUUGAAUAACUACCUCAUCUCUGUACACCACAGAUACAAUUAUCUGUAAGGUCCAUCAUAUGAGCAGUGAAUUUCAAACAAAGACCAGGGAGGUUUUCCAAUGCCUCGCAAAGGGCACCUAUUGAUAGAUGGGUAUAAAAAAAAACGGACAUUUUAAUAUCCCUUUGAGCAUGGUGAUGUUAUUUACAUUUUGGAUGGUGUAUCAAUACACCCAGUCACUACAAAGAUACAUGCAUGCUUCCUAACUCAGUUGCCGGAGAGGAAGGAGAAAAACUCAGGGAUUUCACCGAGGCCAAUGGUGAAUUUAACACAGUUACAAAGUUUAAUGGCUGUGAUAGGAAAGAACUGAGGAUGGAUCAACAACAUUGUAGUUACUCCACAAUACUAACCUAAUUGACAGAGGGAAAAGAAGGAAGCCUGUACAGAAUACAAAUAUUCUAAAACAUGCAUUCUGUUUGCAAUAAGGCACUAAAGUAAAACUGCAAAAAAUGUGGCAAAGAAAUUAACUUUAUGUCCUGAAUACAAAGCGUUAUGUUUGUGUCAAAUUCAACAAGCAUGGUGGUGGCUGCAUCAUGUUAUGGGUUUGCUUGUCAUCGGCAAGGACUACAAAGUUCUUUAGGAUAAAAAUAAACGGAAUAGAGCUAAGCACAGGUAAAAUCCUGUAGGAAAACCUGGUGGUCUGCUUUUCAACAGACACUGGGAUACAAAUUCACCUUUCAACAGGACAAUAGCCUAAAACACAAGGCCAAAUAUUCACUGGAGUUGUUUACCAAGACAACAUUGAAUGUUCCUGAGUGGUCUAGUUACAGUUUUGACUUAAAUUGGCUUGAAAAUCAAUGGCAGGACUUGAAAAUGGCUGUCUAGCAAUGAUCAACAACCAACUUGACAGAGGUUAAAACAUUUUUUAAAGAAUAAUGUGCAAUUAUUGUACAGUCCAGGUGUGCAAAGCUCAUAGCGACUUACCCAGAAAGACUUGCAGCUGUAAUCGCUUUCAAAGGUGAUUAUAAUAUGUAUUGACUCUGUGUUUUAGUACUUACAGUUGAAGUCGGAAGUUUACAUGCGCUUAGGUUGGAGUCAUUAAAACUAGUUUUUCAACCACUCCACACAUUUCUUGUUAACAAACUAUAGUUUGGGCAAGUCUGUUAGGACAUCUACUUUGUGCAUGACACAAGUAAUUUUUUCCGCUAUUGUUUACAGACAGAUUAUUUCACUUAUAAGUCACUGUAUCACAUUUCCAGUGGGAAGUUUACAUACACUAAGUUGCCUGUGCCUUUAAACAGCGUGGAAAAUUCCAGAAAAUGAUGUCGUGGUUUAGAAGCUUCUGAUAGGCUAAUUGACAUAAUUUGAGUCGAUUGGCUGUGUACCUGUGGAUGUAUUUCAAGGCCUACCUUCAAACUCAGUGCCGCUUUGCUUGACAUCAUGGGAAAAUGAAAAUAAAUCAGCCAAGACCUCAGAAAAUAAAUUCUAGACCUCCACAUGUCUGGUUCAUCCUUGGGAGCAAUUUCCAAAUGCCUGAAGGUACCACGUUCAUCUGUACAAACAAUAGUACGCAAGUAUAAACACCAUGGGACCACACAGCCGUCAUACCGCUCAGGAAGGAGACUCAUUCUGUCUCCUAGAGAUGAACGUACUUUGGUGCGAAAAGUGCAAAUCAAUCCCAGAACAACAGUAAAGGACCUUGUGAAGAUCCUGGAGGAAACAGGUACAAAAGUAUCUAUAUCCACAGUAAAACAAGUCCUAUAUCGACAUAACCUGAAAGGCCGCUCAGCAAGGAAGAAGCCACUGCUCCAGAACCGCCAUAAAAAAGCCAGACUACGGUUUGCAACUGCACAUGGGGACAAAGAUCAUACUUUUUGGAGAAAUGUCCUCUGGUCUGAUGAAACAGAAAUAGAACUGUUUGGCCAUAAUGACCAUCGUUAUGUUUGGAGGAAAAAGGGGGUUGCUUGCAAGCCGAAGAACACCAUCCCAACCGUGAAGCACGGGGGUGGCAGCAUCAUGCUGUGUGGGUGCUUUGUUGCAGGAGGGACUGGUCCACUUCACAAAAUAGAUGGCAUCAUGAGGAAGGAAAAUUAUGUGGAUAUAUUUAAGCAACAUCUCAAGACAUCAGUCAGGAAGUUAAAGCUUGGUCGCAAAUGGGUCUUCCAAAUGGACAAUGACCCCAAGCAUACUUCCAAAGUUGUGGCAAAAUGGCUUAAGGACAACAAAGUCAAGGUAUUGGAGUUGCCAUCACAAAGCCCUGACCUCAAACCUAUAGAAAAUGUGUGGGCAGAACUGAAAAAGCGUGUGCGAGCAAGGAGGCCUUCAAACCUGACUCAGUUACACCAGCUCUGUCAGGAGGAAUGGACCAAAAGUCACCCAACGUAUUGUGGGAAGCUUGUGGAAGGCUACCCAAAACGUUUGACCCAAGUUAAACAAUUUAAAGGUAAUGCUACCAAAUACUAAUUGAGUAUAUGUAAACUUCUGACCCACUGGGAAUGUGAUGAAAGAAAUAAAAGCUGAAAUAAAUCAUUCUCUCUACUAUUAUUCUGACAUUUCACAUUCUUAAAAUAAAGUGGUGAUCCUAACUGACCUAAGACAGGUAAUUUUUACUAGGAUUAAAUGUCAGGAAUUGUUUUAAAACUGAGUUGAAAUGUAUUUGGCUAAGGUGUAUGUAAACUUCCGACUUCAACUGUAUAUAAUCAAUCAAUUAUUGUUUUAUACAUACAUUUAUUCACAUUUCAGAGUAUUUUGUGUAGAUCCUUGAAGAAUUUAAAAUAGUAAUGUGGAAAUAUUGUACAAUCCAGGUGUGCAAAGCUCUUAGACUUUUCACUUUGUCAUUAUGUGGUAUUGCGUGUAGAUGGGUGAGGAAAAACAUCAAUUUAAUCCAGUUUAAAUUCAAGCUGUAACACAACAAAAUGUGGAAUCAGUCAAGGGGUAUGAAUACUUUCUGAACGCACUGUAAGUCUUCCACAACCAACUAACAAUUCCCUCUAACAAUUCAUUAUUUUAUCAAAAUAGUUUUACCUGCUUUUUUGCAAUCACUGAUCUGGCUUUCAAAGUAAGUCUAUUAAAAAUGCAUUUAUGUUUUUACAAAUUUCACCAGAACCAUGCAUAAUGCACAUUCACAAAUAAUUGCUAACUUCUUGUAGCAGACAUUAUAAAAAAUGUACACGUCUCAUAAACAAUCUGUCAAGGACAAGCCCACGUGCUAGUGAGUAGCCAGCUAAUCUUUAUAUUUCAAGUUUAGCCAAUUUGGAUCUAUUUGCUAGCUAAUAAGGCAAAACAGUUGAAUUAUUAUGAACACACCCUUCUCCAACUGUUUGAACAGCAUGUUAGCCUGUCCACCUUUUUCAGAUGUUGAAAUCAAGUGGCCUAUCUUAUUUCUCAGAAUGAGAACGAGUUUAUAAAACAGACUAGACAGUAAACGUUUUUUGGUUAAAAUGCUGCUUGCGGGAUGUGGGCGCGCGACAAACUGCGAGCAUUAAUUUUCCAGAAUUAAAUGUUCAUUGAUAAUCCUGUUUUAGUAGUGUCUGCUCUGUGCGCAAUUUGAACAGUUGAGACAUAUAAAAAGGGUAUCGUUAGCCUUUCUAACUUCUCUAUUACAGUAAAAUAAUGUCUCAAUGUGUUUGUGUCCGUAUGACCAAUUAUUUUGGAUCAAACCUGCAACGCAAAUAGCGAGUUGAAACCACUUGUCAUCUUUGUUGUUUUGAGUGACGGGGAGGGGCUUGGUGUGUGUGUGUGUCUCGCCAUGUGUCCAAAAUAAGCCCAAUGUGUUUCUAUGGUCUUAUUUUGGACCUAAGCUUGUCGCCUGCCUUCCCGCCUUUAGGAAAACGACUCCCAUUGUUAGGGCGGAGACGUGAGCAUCUCGUCAUUUAUAUACAGAUCACUGGUUUAAAUAGGAAGGUGCACACAGCACAGAGGGCGCGAAGGAGACGAGUUCAAAAAGACAUGAGAACAAGCGGACAUAAACGCUCAUAUAAAACAUCAAACUUGAUUCUUGCGAUACAGGCAUUUGGAAUAUCGCGCAUAAACAUACGUUUGAAUGAAUCUAAUUAAUUAGAUAUAUCGCCCAGCCCUACCCCAACUCUCUGUUCUAGCUUUGUCUUCGUCAUGCAAAGGUACGCCCCAGAGAGUAAUCUUGGGCCUAGACUCGUUGAGAUUUCUCUUAUUUGCGUGACACCAGCUGGUGGCCGUUCUCCAGUGUUGUGAACGUCCAUGGCCUGGUCAGGAGCCACACUCUGUCCUAAGGUUAGCUCUGGAACAUUCUUGGCUCUAGUCCCAGAGAAUAGUGACAUGUCAGCAGCCCAUUCAAAUGAACAGGGUGAGUGUUGCACUCUGUCAGUGGAUGGGGGAGCUAAAUUCGGUACUCUGUUUUACGUUGCAGCGGUGGGGUUAACAGAACGUGCAUGCUCCAUUAAAGGGCAGGUCUGGCUGGCUGGUUGGUUCAGACUGAGCACAGGUCUAGGUAAAACUAGAUCUCAGGAAAUAGUAUCUCUAGACAGACUGGUUGCCUCCCACAAUGCACCAAUAUUCCAGGUUACAUGUCUGUAGAAGUUCCGGCGUCAGUUGGAAAUGGGAUGCACGUCACCAGUGACUUUACUGCUGUAUCCACUUGUUGCCCUAGCUAAACAUGAGCACAAUUCCCGUCUGCAUUUUAAGCCCUAUAUACCCAAACUCAUGAUUUGUUGGGAGAGUUGCUGUCUGAAGAAGACCCUCCCUGGAUAAAAAAAACAUGUCCCCUUUCCAAAUGUCCUAGAGAAUCUGACAUCCUCCCCAGACCUAGUGCUCUGGCUCCAAGUUCUGGGUUUUAGACUAGCCAGUAAAGGCAAGAGUUGUAUUUUUACGCGUUUUGAUUGACGCACAACCACACAAACUUGACAGAGAAAAGAAAGGUAAAUUAACGAUGUAAUGGAAUGAUGCAAAAUGUAAGGAAACUAAGGAUAAAGUUAUAAAUGUAUGUUGGUGUAACUGACGGUCGACCUUAUUCAUUGUGUGUAAAGGUGGUGGAAUUAUGAGGGGAAUUAAGUCAAGGUCAGAAUACGGUGUAUCUGUAGACACCUCCGCCACACAUUCAUUUCUUUGAUCUCCACCCCAAACGAAUAGCGGGUGAAAAGCAUGCUAAUCUCAUGCUUAAGUUUAAGGUCAGAAUACGCGUGGAGAAAAAGGUACAUAAAAAGGGAAUUGUGUUCCGUUUAUGUGCACUUAACUGUGGUCGGAAUCAGCCCUAUAAUACGGAUGUGGCAAUGGGGGAAUCUGAACACACAGAUGACCGUUGUGUGUCAAGAAAAUGAAGAAGAAAUUCAUAGAACUACAACCUGUAUUUCACAGUGAGUAAUGGGAAAGUCCACAGACCAGGGGCUACCCUGUUCAAGAAGUGCCAUGUCCACAGCUACCAGUGUGAGUGAGUUCUGUGGCUCAGUGUUAGUCGUUGGAUGUUCUGCAGUGCCACCAUCCCCUCAAUGGCAGCAUCACCCUACUCUUUCCAAAGGCCCCUCUGUGCUCCAGGCAGGCUGGCCUCUUCCUGGUUCUCAUGUGAUCUCCAGAAGUGUCAAUGAGGAAGGAAACCAGAGGGACUUCCUCUAUUGCUUGUCAGAGUUGUCAGGCAUAUUCCCUCAGAAUAUAGUUCCUUUAUUCAGUCCAUUUAUGUCUGGUGAUGGGCAGGCUAGGCUAUCUUACUGAGGCUUGGCCAUGAUUAGUGGAAAACAUUUUGUGCUUUGUCUCCUAUCAAGCAAAUCAUGUUAUGCUCCUGUAUAGUAUCCUAUCAUACAACCAAUGGUUUCCUCAGUAGUGGUAUGUUUAUGGCUAGGUCUGCUUGACUUGAUAGAGUAAGCUAUACGCUGACGUGCCCAGCGGUCUGCUGUGCUGCAGACCGUUGCUUCUUUAGCAGUGUAACCCAUUGUGUAAUAGGUUUAAAGGUUUACUUUAGGUGAAAGGGGACACUUGUUUUGAGUUCAACACCAGCGUCUGUUCUUAAACCAUCUUCUUUUUCUCCCACACAUUCGGACACGGUCAGGCUUGUAGAUUAAAUGGAUGAUUACACUGUGAUGGCGUUCCAGAACCUCACGUGCUAUGGAUAGAAGUUUGUGUAGAAGUUGUUGUUUACCAAAGUUAUUUUGCUCACAACUAACUUUUUUGUUAGGCUUUUGAUGAGGUAAUUCACAUGGCUAUUCACACAACUGAUUUCAGUUUCUCUAGUCUACCUAUGUCAUUAUGCAAAUCAUAUGAUUGGCUGUGCUGUUGAGUACAUUGUGAUCAGGCAAGUCUUAUGCUCAUUGCUCAUCUGCUUUUAUGCAUGUGGUUUGCAAACAUCUAGGGAGUUUUGAUUGAUUUACUGUUUGUCCCCCAUAAUUUCACCAUAUUUAUCUGAGCCUCAUCUGGUGGCUGCUAACAGUGGAAAAUAUCAACAACAAAAAAUGGCAGCACCAGGAACACCAUUCUGAUUGGCUGGCAGUGUACCAACUGCUGGCUGUUGCACUGAAUAGCCUGAGUGAUGAAAAACAAAUGAGGACACCACACAUUUUAUUUUACUGCAGAGCAACUAGCAAGCUGCUUCUUAUGUGUACAGAUUAUUUUGCAGGAUAUGCCUGUGUGUGUAAUUGUGUUUGUCUGCCCAUGUGCCUAAUGUAGGUGAAAUAUGAAAACGUGGAUGGCCUGCUGCUUGCUUUGCAUUUAAAUCCUGUCACCCUCUAGAGGCAUGGUAUACUGGGUUGAGCGAUGUCAAGGCCACAACAUUUAGAAAGAGAGAGGAGGCUAGUUGGAGCAGCACAGCGAGGCAAUUCUGAAAAAAAAAAAAAAAAAAACUCUAAACUGAGUGCUUCAUGUGUAAUACAGAAGGUUUUUACCUCAUCCAGAAAUGACCAUUUUUAAAAGUUCCAUGCUAGCAGUGGUCCGCUGUGAGUAGUACGCAUAUGGGAGAAAGACUACUUCCUCACCUGUUGUUGCUGUGGGAAAAGUGACGCUGCUUGACAGAUUAGUCCCAUCAUAAAGGACAGCUGAACUAGAUUAUCAAGAUUACUCAUAUGGUUUCUGUACGCUUAGACUAGUUAAAGAUUCAUAAUGGUAAUACGGUGGUAAUUUGGAUGUAGUUAGAUUUCUCUUGUAGUGCACAGUGUUUAUACUGUUUUAAUGUGCCUGUCUCCUGAAUGGGCUUUACUGAACAGUCCACUUUUUUGCCCACCAAGCAGGAUCUAUGAAGUUUGACUGACUAAAUCCAUUUGUUCAGUAGGAUCAGUUUUCAUUGUGACUGUUUAUUUGUCCUCUAUCUCUCUCAGGGCCUGUCUUCACAACCGCUGAUCCGAUUUACUGGAAACCAAGGGGUAAGUGCAUUUCAAGUUUUAAAAAAACCCUAUUUUGUAUCUAUCGGAGUAAAAUUAUGUGAUCACUGUCUGCAAAUGAUGAGUUUGCACCACAGAAUUUUUCUAUUGGUAAAUAAUUAACUCAGGGACUGUGUUCUGUGUGUGUAUAAUCAAGUACUGACUAGACUGCCUCUGUAGCUGCAGUGAGCUGUAUUUGUUGUCUGCGAGUGACUGGCAGGAUUAGAUUUCCUGUCAUAUUUUGGCAGCGACAUGCGUGGCUGCAAUUACAUCUGCGGCUAUACUAGCCGGCCUAGAUAUUCCCCUCACAGGGUAGACAGACAGAAAGAAGUUCUCCUUUGUGAGAGACAAGGAACUCGUCUGGAUACACUAUCCAGACCCAGACAAGCCCCAUCACAUGCUCUUCUAGUAUGAGCAGCAUCAGCCUGUACAAAUUAGCCCCGUAGAAAUAAAUAGAUUUUCUCUAAGGCGAGCAUUGUCAUUCUCCGUAUGAGCAGUACUGUAUGCAUUCCAGACAUUUAGCGCUGCUGGUCCAAAAUCUCUCCAAACAAACCCUCACUAAUGUGAGUCACAGUGGAGCAGCCACAUUCUAAUAGUCACACAAUACUGUUUGAAAAGUAUUACCAUCUUGCCUCAUUGUUAGUGACAUUUACACUGUUUACAGUGUAGAUUAGAUUUAAUGUAUUUGUUUUCAUUUCAGACAUCAGAACAUAAACUGGAGCGGUGCCACAGAUGUUGCUAACUUGUCUAAUUUAUAUUGUUUGGAUAAUCAGUACUGUUUAGGCCUAGAUAAGCUAAAGCUAGGUGGGGUGUCUGAACAGUACCAUGUACAGAAGGUAGGUGGGUCCUAGCAAUCCAGUAGAGUCACAUGCAAUCCAGAGUCUAACGUGGUUACAGAGUCAAAGGUUUCAGUGUCCAUUGGAUUGUGCUUUAAAUAUCUUGAACAGUCUUUGCUCUCAUUUGAAGAAAUGCACGACCAUGUCUUUGUCUUUAAUUAACCAUUGUAAAUAUGGUAUUGGAACUGACCCUGUAUAUAGCUUACUUCUCGUGUUCUUAUUUUUGUGUUUUUUGUUCUCCCUUAUGUUAUUUUUAGUACUACAUUGAUAUUGAUUUCUGUAUGGUUGGGUUUAGCGCUUACCAUAAAGGCACUACUUGUGCACGUGACAUUCACUUGAAACCCUCAGUCUAAUAUUUGAUAAAGCUGGAGUGUGUUGAAGCUUCUGCGUUCUUCAUAUGGUAGUUAUAUCUCCAUCAGAUGCCUGUCUUCCCCUCCUGACUCGUAUGCUUCUAGUGGGAGCGGGAGGGAUCAGUAAUUGCUCCCGUCAACUUGAGAGAUCAGAUGGUUAGAAAAUAUGGUGUUUUUACUGGGUGUUUGAAGUGCUGAAUUAUGCAUGUGUUUAAUGGCUGAAUCAUGACUGGGCGGGAUGUGAACCUGUUCUAUUAGUUUACUGGAAUGCUAAUGAGAGCGGGGGAGUGAAGGGGAAAGCUGCUAAAUGAUGUGUUGGCUGCUCCGUGUGACCAUAGCAUUUACAUUCAUUCAUAUUGGCAGAGCUUUCAUUCACAGCCACUUCCAGGGUCAAGGUGGCAUAAUAGAACCAGCUCAAAAAAAUAUUCAGGGAAGGUAAACAGGCCAGGGAAGGUAAAUUCCUGUGUGUGUGGACGACAGAGUGUGUGUCAGUGUGUCUGGCUGUAUUUGGCAAGGAGGACAGGCCUGUGCCAGCGAUGAAUACCCCCUGCUUUGCACGGCCUCUCCCUCAGCUGUUUCAUUAAUUACAGCACUGAGGAGGACACCAGAGGAGCCGCUGUGAAGGGCCAGUCUUCUCGAGUGCCCCCGGCCUGAAAAGAGCCUUUGUUUGCAGGACUGUGCAAAAUGAGAGGGGAUGAGGGGAGCUGGAGGCAGAGAGAGAAGGGGAUUGGAAAUGGCUGUUAAAAUCCAUUCGCUUUUCAGAUGGGUGAGGGGGUAGGGUGGGUGACCGUGUCUGUCUGGUGGUGAUGGGUGCACUGGAGUGUGCUGUUCAUUCAGCUUUUUGUUGAGGAUGAACUACCCCUCUUUCCAUGCUCCCUGUUUUUCAUUUGAGUGCAUGUUUUGGUAAUAAAAUGCAUCCUUUUGGCUUGGCAUUUCCUCUGAGAGAAGGCUGCUUCCAAACCGACUGUUUGAUUAUGGCUAGAUGCUGUGUGGGUUUGAGGCUCGCUGGUUUUUAUGUGGAUAAAUAAGUAUUUUUAAGAGGGUAGUAAUUCACCACCUGACUGUAAUGUCUGUGUGAAGUUCCAGUGUCCAUAGAUAACUGCCAGUAGGCUCAGGCAGUAGCCCAUUGCUGCAGCAGUACUGUUGGUUGGUUGGCCCCGGCCUGCCUGCAUUGGGAUCAGGGCAUGUGGAGCCUCAGUCAGCCCACAGCCACAGCCAGGCCUGACUCUGUCAUCCUUUACUGUAUCAGACUGACUCACCCCUCCUUGGCCUUCCAGUGAUUCCCACUGCCUCUUAAUCAUCGCAGGUUACACACACACACACACACGCACUACCCUUGUAAAUUGUGUGUGUGUGAGAUCAACUUACUCUUACUGCUGAGAGGAGUGUCUGUGGUGUGCACAUCUGCAGUCACCGCAGUUAUCAGGAAGUGGUGAAUUGAUGAUAUUCAGCUGAACGUUUGAAUGUUUUCUUCUUAUAAAGUAAGAUUAUUGUAAUAUCCAGGCUGCUUCAGUUGGACAUUACGAAAAUGGGUCUAAUCCCAUUCAGAGUUUCGUAUAAACACACAAGGCAAUGGGUUGAUAACUCUGCACUAUGAAAGGCUAGUUCUCUUCAUGUGGAGUAUAAAAGGCAGGUUUGUACUGGAGCUGAGGCUGAGCAUCUCACGUAACCGAGACCCCAGUGUUUAUUUAUAGUUGGCCACCUGCAGGCUCCACACGUGUUAGGACCUUGGGAAACCGAGCUAGGCUGCUAGCGAGAGGGAGCGAGACCGAGAUAGCAGCCUUUGAGUAUAUCAACUGCAGGGAGCCAACAGACCAGGCCAGGGGUCAGCCUGCUCAGCCAGCCAGCCUGCCAGAACUCCCAACAACACAGCCCUCUCCCCUGGCCCUGUCUCGCUCUACCCCAGCCAGCACUCUGCCCUUCUCUCAAGCUUGGAUCUCCACUCCUGUUAGACGAGUCAGGCUUGCUCACAUACCCAGCUACCAGCUACCCCAUCAGGCAUUGGUUUAGCAUUUCCUUCCUCUCAUGGGAGUCCAAGCCCAAAUUCUAGCAUUUGUUUUCCAAUGUAGGACAGGGAGGCGUAUGGCUUUAAAAUCGGUCUUCAUUUCUCGAUCCUCUCACUGCCAGUUUAGCCUACUCACUGUUGCUCGAAGAAGAUUACGGGGUGUUUUACUGAAAACUGAACUCUGAAAGCUCAACAACACCUGUCUAGGGAUAUUGGAAUCGGGCCCCUGUGAUUUAGGCCUUUGGGCCUCAGCGCUGGGCAGUAGUCUAGGCUGUAAUUUCACUCAUUCCCAAGUUUGCCUAGAAGCAACACCUGUAACGUGGGAGCAGUAGAGCAAUUAUGGCUAAGGAGGCGUGACUACUUCAUAAAUACCUAUGGGUAACAAUUAGCUACCUGUGUUACAUUUACUUACAUUACCAGUUAAACCAGCAGAAUGUGACGGAACAGGGGGGACUUGUGGGCUAGCCUAGCUCAGUCAUGCAGUCUGUCUCUUAGCCUCAAGCCUCACCCUGUUACUCAUCAUCCUCCCACAUCGCCACCAUGCAGGCCUGAUAGACAACUACCUAUACUGUACAUUUUGUUUUUACAGUACACAUACAGGUAACUGCCAAAAUAAAGGAAACACUUGAGUAAUUGAGGGAUACUAAGUAUAUUGAAAGCAGGUGUGGUUCCUGAGUUAAUUAAGUACUUAACAUCCCAUCAUGCUUAGGGUGAUGUAUAAAAAUGCCCAGUUGCCCAUAGAAGAAGAGAUCUCAGUGACUUUGAAAUAGGGGUCUUCAAAGGAGCAUAGGGGGUUUAAAGAGUGUGUGUGUCUCAGUCACCUGAUCUGGAGCGGCGCCUGAGACAGCGUUUUCCACCACCAUCAACAAAACACCAACUGAUGGAAUUUGUUGUGGAAGAAUGGUGUCGCAUCCCUCCAAUAGAGUUCCAGACAGAGUAGAAUCUAUGCCAAGGCGCAAUGAAGCUGUUCUCACUUGUGGUGGCCCAACGCCCUACUGACACUUUGUUGGUUUCCUUUAUUUUCUGGCAGUUACAUGUAUGUUGCUCAUUAGUUACAGGGUGGUGAGGUGGGUUUACUGUUGUAAUGCUGUUGUUGGCUAUACAACUUUAUUCACUGUCAGAACACCUGAUGGGCCUGGGGCAUGCUCCGAGGGAUUCAAACAACAUUGUAGAUUUGAGGUUUAAUUUCUAGAGCUUACAUGAAUCCCUAUUCUACUAAUAGAGGCCUAGUAUUCCUCACCGACAUGUUAGUGUGCACAGUCCACUAUAUUGCUAAUAAAUUACAGGGUGGCGGUGAGUGGUUUUACUGUAUCUGGAAGGGCACCCGAGUGACAUGUUCAGCAGACAACACUGUUAGAUUUGUUCUCUAAAUCUGUCACAUCAGCUGCUGGACGUAUUGAAUGGAACAGAUUAUGGAUGACCUUUCCUAUAUUGAUCAUUUAAAUGCACUCUCGGGAAGAAUGUCGGCCAUUGAUUUAUACAUUUCUCCUCCGUCCACAGAAAAUCUCAAUACCACGGUCGGAAAAUCCGAAUGAGCUGCGGACGUUUACUUUCUACUUGUCCAAUGUGGGUAGAGACAACCCACAGGGCAGCUUCGACUGCAUUCAGCAGUACAUCACCAGGUGAGUGAGCACAGAGGCACUGUCCUCAUCCUCUCUUUGACAUACGACACAUGCAUCACUCACAUACGCGCAUAAUAAGCAUUAAUGCAUGCAAACACAGUUGACACUGUUUAUUUCAUAUGAAUUCUGUUUUGGAAUUAAGCUACCAUGAUUCCACUCUGUCAGUAGGUUUGAAAAAUUUAUAUUUGGACAGGCUAAAUUUAUGAGUGACUUUUUGUUUGCAAACGGAGGAGUUUGUUAACAUGGUUAAGAGCUGAACUGGAUUAGGAGAGUUCUGAAAGAUGUUUUGGAGGAGGACUUCCUGAUCACAGGCUUUGGUGCAGAGUGAGUGCCAUCUGCUCUCAAGUGUGCUCUCUGUCCUAUUUGCCUCCCAGUCUGAUCAAAGACAAAUGUUGAGCAAAUUAAUUGAAUUGGGCCAGAUGUCUGCGUAUUGAGGUGGAAGAAGAGGAACUGAGUCCCGGCUCUGACUAUCUCGUUUUUUAACACCCAUCAUGUCCUCAACCAUUUCUAAUGAGAGACUGGGUCGGCUGGAGUUCACUCAUCGCCCUGGAUCCUCAUGAGCCUCUAAUUCCACUAUAAACCAGAGGCAGAGCCACUGAGAGCUGCCAACUCCAUUUCAUCCCCUGCCAAACCGUCAUCAAAAUGAGGAGGAAUCAAAGGCAGGGAAAACCAGGAAAGAAUAGGAUUUGAUGCAACAUUGGUUUGAUAAUGUGGGAAUCCACAGUUGACUAGACAAUCAAAUUGUCUAGUCAAGGCAGUGGUAUGUCAUGAGUAUUAGCACGGGAAGGUGCUUUGGGCAGCAUGAGGCAAGGCUAAGGCAGAAAAUUGUUACAUUAAAAAUAUUAUACUGAAUGAACUUCCUCACUAGUCUUUUUUUAUAGGCAAUAAAAGCAAUGAUUUAAGUGUGUUUUCGUUACAUGUUCCUCAAACUGUCAGCUAAUGUCAUUUGGAUGCAGCUACUAUAAAGUUGAAGGUUUGUACCUUUUUUAGGGAAGCUAAGAGAAUCUCCCAAAGCGUGGGAGUGAGUUGACCUGUUAGUCUCUGUUUCUGUGUAACCGUCUCCUCCUCUGUUGUCCCAGUGAAGGGAGCAUUCAGCUGGACUGCCUGGGUGGGAUCCAGGACAAGAUCACUGUGUGUGCCACGGACGACUCCUACCAGAAGGCCAGGCAAAGCAUGGCUCAGGCAGAGGAGGAGACCCGCAGCAGGGGUGCUAUCGUCAUCAAGCCUGGGGGGAGAUACGUGGGUAAGGCCCUUCAACAUUACUGUUUACACAUUACCUUAAUUCUGGUGAAAAUGGCUGAGCUCACAGCGUAGGGAUAAUUGCAUGCUCAUGGUUCCCUGUGUGAGGCCCUAUGGGCUGGCCGGAUGGUUAGGUGCUCAGAGCUUCACACAGUUAUGUCUCUGACUCAGAACCAAACCAAAGAACCAACUAACUGCCCAGUCACCACAGAAACACCAUCACAGGUUCACAGGUGUCUGAUUUACAAGGAAGCAGCUUGUUCAAAUAUUUGUACUGUGGUGACUUUAAAGACAACUGGUUCAUUCAUGAAGUUCACCCUGAUAGGAGUGUGUUUGCUUUUCUCUGUUAGGGGGGUGUUUGCUUUUCUCUGUUGAAGAGAACUUCACACGGCCCUAGAACUCCUCAUUACAACCCCAACAUCUCAUGGUUAUAAGUCACAAAGGCUCAACCUUUCUGACACACAACAAUGUUGCUUUAAAAAAAAAAUUCUCAGGUAAGAAGGUGCAGAUCCGGAAACCAGCGCCUGGACUGUCUGACAUCGCUCCGUCGCGGCGGACUUCGCGGCCAGUCAUCAUCUCCAGCAGCACGGGGAAGAAGAGCACGGCGCAGCAGAGGCCCCUGAGGGAGCGCCUCACCCACCUGCUGGCCCUCAAGCCCUACAGGAAGCCAGAGCUCAUCCUACGCCUGCAGAAGGACGGCCUCUUGCCCUUCGACAAAGACUCUCUUGACAGCCUCCUGCAACAGGUUAGUCAAGUCAGUCACACUCGUAGGCAGGGGCGUUUCUAGGAUUUGUUUUUAUGGGGUGGCCAAGGGGGGACCAAGAACCAGUCAUGGGUGGCCAUGGGAAAUCAGCAAAUUGUAUCACAAAUAGCGUUGAAAAUUGGCUUAAACUACGAUGUAUUGUUAAUUUGUAUCUGCCCUAAUUUAUUCAAAUAAAUCCAUUUGAAAAUGAACAGGGAAAAUAUUGAAGUUAGGUACAUGUUCAGUGGUAACUCCCCCUCCAAGGAUCCCCCCCUGAAGCUGAUAUACUGCAUUUAUAUACAAUUUAAAAGUUUUAAAGCUAGAAUCCGCAAUUGAAACAAUAACAAAGUGGGCUCCCCGCCGUUUGGUUUGCUAAAAAGCUGAUGGAUGGGCCUGGAGAAAUGUAACCACUCUCAAAUUCAUAGACAGCUAUGGAUGCAAGGACUGCCCAUUCAUGAAAUCAAAAUGAUAGUUUUAACCAUGUUUUGAGGCUAUACAGUGUUUGUUUACAUUUACGUUUAUAAACAUUGGGGUUAAAAUAAGCUUAUAUUUUGUGUUCUGAUUGGGUACGACAGUUGAACUAAGCUCAUAUUCAUCAAGAGUCAAGGGGUGUAUCUAUAAUUCAUUUAUACGUUUGAAAAAAUCAGCCCUCGCAGAGAACGCGAUUGAACUUCACUCAUUUUUCCACGUUAGUAAACAGUACUAUCAACGUUUCCCUCUGUGGGAAUUGUAAUCUAAUCAAUUUAAAAGUAUCCACUUUCAAUGCAACAUACCGAAACAAAACAAACUAUGUAAGAUGGUUUUUUCACCAUGCUAAGAUUAUUUAAUGAGAAUGCCACUACAUCGUAAAUAAGCACAACAAUUGCACAGUCUGGAAUGAUCUAGUCAUUAACGGCGCAAAACGAUGAUAUCGCAAUAUUUGGUGUAGCAUUUUCACCCAACCCUAAUGCAAGACUUCGUAUGCAAAACUAACUAUGCAGGAGAUUUUGCAGAGCGCAUCGGAGUAGGAUUCUAUUGCAUUGACAGGCACGAGCGGUCAGGAGUAGAUGCACUUGUUUUGAGAUCCUUGCGAGAGCUCCAUGUAGCCACGUGUGCACAUUUGUUCAUAUUCUUUGCUAGUUAGGGAGUUAUUAGCCCAGUUAUAGCUCAUUUAUGGUCAGCAAUGCAUGAGUGGAACCUUCCAACGAGCACAUUUCUAGACAUCUUUGAAAAGCGAGUCAGGUAAAGAGCUUUUUUAUGUCUUAAAGGGGCAGUGUUGUAUUUUCAGACAGGCUUGAAUAAACUAAGUAGCCAAUACGCGGAGGGUAGCAUACAUUUUUGUCUGAUUCUCUGUAGUAGUAGUGGUGAUGAUGAUGAUAUGUGAAUAAAGUGUUUUCUUGCAUCAAACGCAAUACAAUAUUUUCAGUCACCUCCUUGUCUGAAGGACAAGUGGAUGAACAGGUUAAUGUCAAACCCUGCAUGUUUUUUCAAAAGUCUCUUGGAAUGCAGGCCUACAUUGAACACUAUUAAUGUAGGCUGAAGGAUAGAACACCUAUUUCCAUGUUAAAAUGUUAUGGGAUAGAUUUUCUCAGUUUUUUAUGGUAGGCCACUCUGGUAGGCCUACAUUAUGAUCCAUUUAGUCGAUUAUUUGGUCGAUAGGCUGUUGGUCGACCGAGAUUUCUUUAGUCGAGCAAGUAGCAAAAAGUAGCUUAGUAUAGCAGCCUUGUAUAACCACCAUCAAGCUGUAGGCCUAAGAGCGCAUCCUGUUUAGUCUUAAUACCGUAACUUACCCUAUAUUUCAAUACUUAUAUAGGCUACUGUAUCAAUCAAUCAUUUAUUAGUUAAUUCUUGAUUCAUUCAUGAUUAGAAAUGCAAUCAAGCGUUUGUUUUGAAAAUAAAAUGACAAAGCAACCAUUGAAUAAUUAGUGAAUAAUAAAUAGGCCUAAACCGUUCCAUUUCGGAAAUUGCAUUCACGAAUUAAUGUGACUGUUUUUAGUCUUUGCUGUAAUAAAGUUCUUACAAAAAAAAACUAAAAAAUUUUACAACGGACUCUGGUACGCUUAGUUUUUACAUUGUUCUGACCGGUCUGAAAAGUUGUAUUGUAAUCUAACAGCACCUGUUUGGCACACAUAAUAUGACACAGCACUUGCUCCUCCUUUGUCUUGAUCUCCAGUAUUUUCCACAACUAGUCAAAUUUAUUCCACACAUCUGACUUCCCGUUUACCUCCUGAGCAACCAGUAAACAUUCCCCAGUUUCGAGUUUAUUUGUUACGUCCUAUGCAUCCGAUUUGCUGUUAUGUGUUCAGAGUUUGUUAUAAUCAAUGUAUUAAUUGUGAUUAUGAUAUGCUAUUGGCCUAGGUCAGGCCCUAUUGGUCACAUGCAUAUGAUGCAUACCUGUGUCACGUAAAGAGCGCAAGGGUUGAGGGAAUAGGGAAUGUUUUUCCUAAACAAAUGAGGGAUUUCGGUAACAACUUUUCAGUCAGAAAUGGCUGUAAUUAUGUUGCAGCUUCAGCAACACAGACAGCGCGAUACACAAUGUGAUGUUCUGUGGUGGUUGCUGCAGCAAGGAGGAGAGAGAGUGCUAGUCAGUCACUCGCUGUCGUUUUUUUUUUUUUUUUAACACAGCGCUGCAAGUCUGAGCCAGGCCCGGCACAAUCAAGUCAAUUGCGGUCGGACUCCCUCUAGUCAUUUUUGUGUCUUAAUUAUUUCAUUGAACAGUUCGCUUAAAAUGUCAGACAAGCUCAGUGCAUAUAGUUGAUUUGAUUUAAACACAUAGGAUGUGUUUAUAUAUGGAAAAAUACACGUUUGAAAAUGUAGACCAAUCGAUUUUUAGUCGGGGACAGCCUUAGUUAAAACUAACAGAGUGGGUACAUCCUCUGUGUUCACAGUGAACACACGAUUGAAGUUCCACUGAAUUUUCACAACGUACAAGUUUGCGCUCAGCAGACCUGAAAUUUGCUCGGUGCCGAAAAUAAUUAGAGAGAACAUUGGUCCCAAAGCCAGCCCACUAAACUGCCAGAACAAACAUGCUGUAUUUUCUCUCCAAUCUGAGCCAGAUUGACAGCGCUCUGACCCAAUGAGAAUGGGGGGGGCACAAAGGGUGGCUAAUCAUCUUUCAGGCCGGUGCCACCCCUCUUAUAACACCCAUGCUCAUAAGGUAUAAUGCCUCUCACAGCAGGUUGGGUAUAUUGGGUCUUGGCAGACCGAGGGUCCUUCUGAGCUCAGUGUCCUACAACAGAUAAAUUAGUCACAGGACCCAAGCCUCCUACAGGACCCAAGCCUCCAAGACACUUAGAGCCAGGGCUUAGCCUGUGGUUACAGGUAAGUCCUAGCCAGCACUGAAGCCCACUGCAAACAGGUCAGUCACUGCCAGUGGUGCAGGGUAUUAAUGGUGCAUUUUUUGAGAAUAGGCUUAGGAAAUGCUUUCUUCUAGAAUACUGCAUCAUGGCAUUAAUGUAAUGCACUGAUUGCUGUCACUUGUCUCUAGGUGGCUAACCUAAAUGGGAGAGACAACACCUUCACAUUGAAGGACUCUUUGUUUAAGGACAUUCAGAAGGACUGGCCAGGCUACACUGAGGGAGACCAGCAACUUCUGAAGAGGAUCCUUGUUCGGUAUGUGCUAGGUGGUGCUUUAUUACUAUAUCACAUCACAUAUUAAACCAAUGCUUUUGUGUGUAGCGCCACGUCAACAACUGCCAGCGGCAUAAACCAGCAAUAAUGGUACUCCUGAGUGGCGCAGUGGUCUAACUGUGCCACUAGAGAUCCUGGUUCGAAUCCAGGCUCUGUCGCAGCCGGCCGCGACCGGGAGACUCAUGGGCGGCGCACAAUUGGCCCAGCGUCGUCCAGGGUAGGGGAGGGAAUGGCCGGCAGGGAUGUAGCUCAGUUGAUAGAGCAUGGCGUUUGCAACGCCAGGGUUGUGGGUUCGAUUCCCACGGGGGGCCAGUAUAAAAAAAAUAAAAAAAAGAUGUAUUCACUAACUGUAAGUCGCUCUGGAUAAGAGCGUCUGCUAAAUGACUAAAAUGUAAAUGUAAAUAAUGGAAUCAUCCCCACAUUGGUUUCUGAAGUUUAUCACCUCAGCUUUGUGUGUUGGUUUAAACAAACUUCCAUAGAAUUCCAAAUAUGCUCAGGAAUAGUAGAUUGUAGUCUGAAACCAGGCACUGCUCUCUCUGUGUGGAUCCCUGCCCUCAGUUUUUUUUUCUUGGUGGGACCCAGUGGAAAAAGCUGGUUUCUCAAGAUCUGGGGCAGUAAGGAAAUGCACAUCCCAGCUAAAUUUAGAACAGGCGCUUAGCUGGGUUUACUGAGUUGACCCAAAGUUGUUGGACUCAGUAUAGCAGGGAAUAUUUCACACUCUCAAUUAUUAAAUGUUUCUGUGGAAGUUAUCCCAAAAUAAUAUAUUUAUACCGAUUUCUGGACUGGACUUUGAGCUUGGCUACCUUAUGAGCUGACCACCCUCCCUCCCCUAAAGUUUAAACACCAGCCGUAGUCACGCAAGAGUAGUGCAGCAAAAUGAUCUGAAGGCCUGUGAUGCAACACUGUUCCAGCACAUGCUGAUCCAUGUUUGAGGUGGCACUGGUCCAAGGUCCAGGCCUGGGCUUGCUAGGCUUCAGUUGCGACUUGACCACAGCACAGCAGCCAGCCUUUCCCCUAGUCUGCUCUAACCAUAUCUCUCUGUCUCUCCUUCUCUCUCUCUCUCUCGGGGGUUUGGAGAUUUCCCCGUGUAUCCCACUGCCCCCUACUGUCAACACUCCUCUACCAACAUACACAAAUAAUAUUCUGUUUAUGUACACAUUACACACCCUUUGUAUACUCUUUUUAUUCAGCUGCAACUUAGCAUCUCACCCAAGGCUUUGUCAGAGAUCUGUUUAUGAUGUCUGACUUGUGUUAAACCAGGUCUGUUUUAUUUGCAUCUGUCUGAGACUAAAUGGCAUUGAGAUGAGGGAAAUAACAGAAUGUAGUGCAAGGCCACCUUAAUGCGGUCAUGUGCCAAUAUGUCACAGGUCCAUUGGAACAGGGAAUAGAGUUAAACUUGGAGUUGGCGCUAUGCAUUAAGACAACCACCUAGCACUAGUUUCAUUGCAGACUUGCCAACUCAAUGGGGCUCUACUUGUGAACAUUAGAGAAGGUUUGUUUAAACUUUUUCUCCAUCUCAAAAUGCGCAUCAGCCAAUUAAAACCGUCAAAGUAGUUGCUCGUGAUCACACGCUAUAUGUUAGCUGUUCCCCUCAGAUAACCUGGCAGACUUAGCUCUGUGCUAACCUGCACAGCUGGCAGUGAUUAUAUCUGAUUCAAAUUCCAUAUCACCCAAUUAAACUCGUUGACGUACUUGGAUGUGAUCCAACACUUGUUCAAAUAGCUCUCUGUGUAGUGCCUAUCUCCACGUAAUUGUCGCAGAUUAUGGCAAGGGUUUGAAUAUCACAUUAAUUUUCCCCCCCUUUGAAAUGUAGAAUUACAUUUAUUGUGUUGAGAAGAGAAGUGGAGCCAAAAUAUUGUAAAUGAAGGUUACGAAUACAUUUAAUGAGGAUGUUCUUGUUGAACUCACUCUUGCAGGCCGACACAUUGGCUACUGGCACUGUUACAUAAAUAAUCAUCGCUGCUAUAGUACAUAAACAUGUAGGCAACACUUACAUGUACAAUAUUUAAUAUGCGUAAUUCUAAUCAUCCACUUCGUCUCAUAUGCGCUGUUUGAAUCGAGGACCAGCAGUGAACAGUGUUUUCCUUAACAAAAAUGUUUGACGUGAGGGUAGGGUUCAAACCCACGGAUAAAGGAAAGGUUCACCCAUUUUGAAUGUUGUUUUUGUGCAUCUCUGAUGUAUCGAUUCCCUGGGUCAUUUAAUGUUUUCAUGUGUAUCUGCGUUAUUGGCGUUCAAGCAGGCACAAAUCCGUCCGGAUGUAGCACUGUGAUGAAGUCUCUUUCACAACACUGAAAGUUAAUAGGAAUACGACUUGUAGAUCGCGAAAACGUCUAUCAUACAUGUCCAAUUUCAAUACUGGCCGAUGCCAUAAUUCUCGAAUGAGCCAUUGAUCAUAUUUUUGCGAUAUUCCUACCUCUGGAAAUUUGAAAUGUAACGCAGGAUCUAGCAUGUUUUUCCUAUGUGUCUGCCUCUUUAUUCCAAGGUGCAUUGCAUGGUGCCGUUGCCAGAGAUAUUAUAGAAAGGAGAUAGGAAUUCAAUGAAUGAAGGAACGUAUAACGCCCCACCCAGCAGACUGUCGACCAAUCGCGUUCACGUUGUCAUUAUGGAGACACCUAUUUCCCAACACAUUUCCAUAAAACCAUAUUAACACUCUAGAACUGAUGCACAUCAAGAAAUAAGUCGACAAAGCACAGGAAAACGACUUUAGGCGCUCUAGAACGCAUUCAAAAAUUUCGCUAAAUUCAGUUCAUUCUAAUGUCGACUUUGCUUAUGGAAAACAAUAUAAAGCGAAGGGUUUUACGCAUCCUCAAUUCUUGGGUCUCGGGUGCUGCCCGAGUAGAAAUGUGCCUCUGUUGGCCAUCAAGUAGCCUAUUAAUUUAUAUGCCAUUGUGGGCUACCAUUUGAUACAAUAAAUAUAUUGAAAUGACGAUAUCACUGGAGUCAUUGCAAAUCAAUUUGUGCCACUUGUGUAGCCUACCUGAAGCUGGCAAAACAAUUUAAUAAAUAGCCUAUAACUUCAGUUUAUUGUUGUUGUAGCCUUGUCUUAUGAUGCAAUUAUUAGUGGACAUGUUUAGUUAAUUAAAUUGGAAGCUAUCAAAGCUCUAUCGCAAUUGCCGAUCAGUUGUUAGAACACAUUAGAUUGACGUAACAUUAGUCAGAUUAGGCUACAAGUUAAAACAUUUAAAUACUGGCUGUUGUUGACAAGCUUUUUCACUUCAUAUAUAUAUAUUAUUAAUAUUUAAUUCACAGAUUUUUAAAUUAAGAGCCCAUUCUCAGUAGCCUAUUCCAGCAGGGUAUUGGGGGAAACAAGCACUUCCUACCUCAAUCGCCUCGCUAUUAAUGUUGAAUAAAUGUGUCUGUUAAUUUGAACUAAGCAAGCUGCUAAAUCGUUCAGUUUACAUCUUGCCUACAUCUUGUCUAGGCUACUGUAGACUAUCUGAAAUUAGAUGUAGGCCUAUCAGGGGCUGUAGGCUACCUGCCUUUAUCCAAGCAAACAAUGGCAAAGUUGAAUUACAAUCAUAAACCCAGAUUUUAGUCUGUAGCCUAUGCCUAUUGAAAUGACAAGUCAAUCUUGCAAAUGGGCCAUUUUAUAAUGGUUUGUAGUCUUAACAUCUGGCAUGUAAUAACAGCACAAUUGCCAGAAAAUCGCCUAGCAUUAGUUUUUUUUCAUGUUCAUCCAAGUGUUUCUUGCUCAGAGAUUUCAAGAUCCUCUGUCCAACUUUCAUCACUCAAACUCUCUUGUCGGCUUUAUCUAUAGUUAUGCAUAUGCGCAAAGGGAAUUUAUUUACAAUUAUAAAUCUGGUUUGAGCCCUGAAUGCUGAUUGGCUGAAAGCCGUGGUAUAUCAGACCAUAUACCACAGGUAUGACAAAACAUUACUUUUUACUGUUCUAAUUAUGUUGGUAACCAGUUUAUAAUAGCAAUAAGGCACCCCAGGGGUUUGUGGUAACAGAUAACGGCUGUAUCCAUGCACUCUGUGUUGCGUCAUGCUUAAGAACAGCCCAUGGCCAUGGUAUAUUGGCCAUAUACCAUACCCCCUUGUGCCUUAUUGCUUAAACAUAGCAGUCAAACGAGUUAAAGCGACAUCCAUUGAUGGAAAAUGAUCUGGCGAGUUUAAUAAGGGCAAAUUAUUUUCUUCUGCGACAUAUUCAAAUUCCUUUAUUACUUAAUGUCAUAGCUCGCAGUAAUUAUUCUUUUGAGAAAAACUAUAUUUUGCUUUUCUAACGUCGUUACAAGUUACGAUAUUAUUUUUUAAUUGGCUUGGUAACGUUGUCAAAAAAGGGUUUAUUGUAUUCAUAUGGCAACUCCUCUCUUGCUGGGAAAAACAAAUGGGCUAGUUUUCAGGCCGGUUGGGCAGGUUCUGAGUGGAAAUUGUAGCAGACCCAACCCUGCGUAGCAUGGGCAACAUUUCCCAUCUCUUCAAAAGUAUAUCUGCCGUUGCGAAUGUUGGACUCCACUCUGUGAGGCACAUCUAUCUGCAGGUUGAACAUGGUGAGAGUGUGGACUUCUAAAUUGAUAGCUGUACAAUCGCCUAAACAAAUUGCACUAACUAGCUACUUUACAUGCUGAUAUUGUCUUUGGUAUUAUUGUGUGUAGCUACAUUUGCUAGCUAGCUACCUAACUAGCCAGCCAGCCCAUAGAGAGAGCAUUGCAUUGUGGAUUGUUUUGUAAUCGACUUGAGCUGCAAUAGGUUUCCACAACGAUUUUCCAUGUUGCUACCAACUUUAUUAUAAUGCCAAAAUGAAACAUUUGUUCACCAAACAUAUUGUUCUUACAUAUUAGUGUUAUUUAACCACACAUUCCUUUAAUGUACAGUGUUUUUGUUGGAUUUUUCCUUUUAAUGUGUACUGUCUUUUUAGUCAACCUCUUUGGCAGUGUGUAUCACCAGGAUGCGAUGAUGAUGGUACAGUGGCUUGCAAAAGUAUUCACCCCCUUGGCAUUUUUCCUAUUUUGUUGCCUUACAACCUGGAAUUCAAAUGGAUUUUUGGGGGUUUGUAUCAUUUGAUUUACACAACAUGCCUACCACUUUGAAGAUGCAAAAUCUUUUUUUUUGUGAAACAAACAAGAGAUAAGACAAAGGAUAACCCCCCCCCCAAUACUUUGUAGAGCCACCUUUUGCAGCAAUUACAGCUGCAAGUCUCUUGGGGUAUGUCUCUAAGCUUGGCACAUCUAGCCACUGGGACUUUUGCCCAUUCUUCAAGGAAAAACCGCUCCAGAUCCUUCAAGUUGGAUGGGUUCCGCUGGAGUACAGCAAUCUUUAAGUCAUACCACAGAUUCUCAAUUGGAUUAAGGUCUUGGCUUUGACUAGGCCAUUCCAAGACAUUUAAAUGUUUCCCCUUAAACCACUCAAGUGUUGCUUUAGCAGUAUGCUUAGGGUCAUUGUCCUGCUGGAAGGUGAACCUCUGUCCCAGUCUCAAAUCUCUGGAAGACUGAAACAGGUUUCCCUCAAGAAUUUCCCUGUAUUUAGCGCCAUCCAUCAUUCCUUCAAUUCUGACCAGUUUCCCAUUCCCUGGGAAAAACAUCCCCACAGCAUGAUGCUGCCACCACCAUGCUUCACUGUGGGGAUGGUGUUCUUGGGGUGAUGAGAGGUGUUGGGUUUGCUCCACACAUAGCGUUUUCCUUGAUGGCCAAAACGCUCAAUUUUAGUCUCAUCUGACCAGAGUACCUUCUUCCAUAUGUUUGGGGAGUCUCCCACGUGCCUUUUGGCGAAUACCAAACAUGUUUGCUUAUUUUCUUCUUUAAGCAAUGGCUUUUUUCUGGCCACUCUUCCGUAAAGCCUAGCUCUGUGGAGUGUACUGCUUAAAGUGGUCCUAUGGACAGAUACUCCAAUCUCCGCUGUGGAGCUUUGCAGCUCCUUCAGGGUUAUCUUUGGUCUCUUUGUUGCCUCUCUGAUUAAUGUUGCCUCGUCCGUGAGUUUUGGUGGGCGGCCCUCUCUUGGCAGGUUUGUUGUGGUGCCAUAUUAUUUCAAUUUUUAAUAAUGGAUUUAAUGGUACUCCGUGGGAUGUUCAAAGUUUCUGAUAUUUUUUUAUAACCCAACCCUGAUCUGUACUUCUCCACAACUUGGUCUUCAUGGUGCCCCUUGCUUAGUGGUGCCCCUUGCUUAGUGGUGCCCCUUGCUUAGUGGUGCCCCUUUCUUAGUGGUGCCCCUUGCUUAGUGGUGUUGCAGACUCUGGGGUCUUUCAGAACAGGUGUGUGUGUGUGUGUGUGUGUGUGUGUAUAUAUACACUGCUCAAAAAAAUAAAGGGAACACUUAAACAACACAUCCUAGAUCUGAAUGAAUGAAAUAAUCUUAUUAAAUACUUUUAUCUUUACAUAGUUGAAUGUGCUGACAACAAAAUCACACAAAAAUGUAUCAACCUAUGGAGGUCUGGAUUUGGAGUCACCCUCAAAAUUAAAGUGGAAAACCACACUACAGGCUGAUCCAACUUUGAUGUAAUGUCCUUAAAACAAGUCAAAAUGAGGCUCAGUAGUGUGUGUGGCCUCCACGUGCCUGUAUGACCUCCCUACAACGCCUGGGCAUGCUCCUGAUGAGGUGGCGGAUGGUCUCUUGAGGGAUCUCCUCCCAGACCUGGACUAAAGCAUCCGCCAACUCCUGGACAGUCUGUGGUGCAACGUGGCGUUGGUGGAUGGAGCGAGACAUGAUGUCCCAGAUGUGCUCAAUUGGAUUCAGGUCUGGGGAACGGGCGGGCCAGUCCAUAGCAUCAAUGCCUUCCUCUUGCAGGAACUGCUGACACACUCCAGCCACAUGAGGUCUAGCAUUGUCUUGUAUUAGGAGGAACCCAGGGCCAACCGCACCAGCAUAUGGUCUCACAAGGGAUCUGAGGAUCUCAUCUCGGUACCUAAUGGCAGUCAGGCUACCUCUGGCGAGCACAUGGAGGGCUGUGCGGCCCCCAAAGAAAUGCCACCCCACACCAUGACUGACCCACCGCCAAACCGGUCAUGCUGGAGGAUGUUGCAGGCAGCAGAACGUUCUCCACCGCGUCUCCAGACUGUCACGUCUGUCACAUGUGCUCAGUGUGAACCUGCUUUCAUCUGUGAAGAGCACAGGGGCCAGUGGCGAAUUUGCCAAUCUUGGUGUUCUCUGGAAAAUGCCAAACGUCCUGCACGGUGUUGGGCUGUAAGCACAACCCCCACCUGUGGACGUCGGGCCCUCAUACCACCCUCAUGGAGUCUGUUUCUGACCGUUUGAGCAGACACAUGCACAUUUGUGGCCUGCUGGAGGUCAUUUUGCAGGGCUCUGGCAGUGCUCCUCCUUGCACAAAGGCGGAGGUAGCGGUCCUGCUGCUGGGUUGUUGCCCUCCUACGGCCUCCUCCACGUGUCCUGGUGUACUGGCCUGUCUCCUGGUAGCGCCUCCAUGCUCUGGACACUACGCUGACAGACACAGCAAACCUUCUUGCCACAGCUCGCAUUGAUGUGCCAUCCUGGAUGAGCUGCACUACCUGAGCCACUUGUGUGGGUUGUAGACUCCGUCUCAUGCUACCACUAGAGUGAAAGCACCGCCAGCAUUCAAAAGUGACCAAAACAUCAGCCAGGAAGCAUAGGAACUGAGAAGUGGUCUGUGGUCACCACCUGCAGAACCACUUCUUUAUUGGGGGUGUCUUGCUAAUUGCCAAUAAUUUCCACCUGUUGUCUAUUCCAUUUGCACAACAGCAUGUGAAAUGUAUUGUCAAUCAGUGUUGCUUCCUAAGUGGACAGUUUGAUUUCACAGAAGUGAUUGACUUGGAGUUACAUUGUGUUGUUUAAGUGUUCCCUUUAUUUUUUUGAGCAGUGUAUGUGUGUGUAUAUAUAUAUUAUAUAUGAGAUCAUGUGACACUUAUAUUGCACACAGGUGAACUUUAUUUAAGUAAUUAUGUGACUUCUGAAGGUAAUUGGUUGCACCAUAUCUUAUUUAGGGGCUUCAUAGUAAAGGGGGUGAAUACAUAUGCACGCACCACUUUUCCGGUAUUUUAAUUUUGUAAAUUUUUUAAGCAAGUUUUUCACUUCACCAAUUUGGACUAUGUUGUUUAUGUCCAUUACAUGAAAUCAAAAAAAUUCAAUUUAAAUUACAGGUUGUAAUGCAACAAAAUAGGAAAAACGCCAAGGGGGAUGAAUACUUUUGCAAGGCACUGUACAUGACAGCUAUUUGAAAAGGCCGUAAGGCUCUUCUACUUUUUUUUUCUUCCGAUGUGCAGUAAACUUAAAUGUUGUAUAGACCUUUAUCUUUUUUCUGCAAAAGCACAUGGAUGUGUGUUAAACGGAUUAGCAAAAACAUGGGAUUUUGUCAUAGGCCUAUAUGUGAAAACUUGCCUUUUUAAUUUUGUUUAACGUUAGUAGCUAGUAGCCUAGUUAAGAAUGCAUCAUGCUAUAUUGUCACUCUACACUUUAAUCUGGAGGUUUAAAAUAUCCUGCUGGUGGUCAAUUUGACCUAUUUUAAGAAAUGCCAUUGGUUGGUGAUAAAAUAUAAGAUCUUUAAUAGGCUGAUGGAGAAUUUGUUACAGGAAAUAAUCACUGCCACCUGCUCAGGUUAGCAUAGGGUUAAUUAAAUGUGCCAGGUUAUGUAAUGGGAACAGUUAACAUGUAGCGUUUGAUCAAGUCCAACUAUGUUGAUGAUUUUAAUUGAUUGAUGCGCAUUUUGAGACGGAGAAAGUUUUAACUUAAAAUUUUUCUAAUGUUCGCAAGUAUGGCCCAAUGUGCCUCGACCUACUUCAGCAGUAGAUUUAACCCAAACUCUGGACGUUUUUCCCCAAAUAAUGAAUGUCUGAAUUUUGUGCUCUCAGCAAUGUAUUAUUUAUGUAUCUCUGUAUGGUGACUCGGCUUCUGUGACCUGCUUUGUUUUAGGAAAAUGAGUCAGGCCCAAAGUCAGACUCCGAGCAUGACCACCACCACAGUGGCUCCGCCACCUCCAGCUGAGGUCCCACUCCCAGUGAGCCCUCCCAAAGAGCUGGCCAGCAGCUCCCCGUUGCAGGUGAGCCUCCUCUUCUUCCUCCUCUUCUUCCUCCACUUUCUUCUCCUCUUACAUUUCAGUCAUUUAGCAGACGCUCUUAUCCAGAGCGACUUACAGUAGUGAGUGUAUACAUUUUCAUACUUUUUUCUCAUACUGGUCCCCCGUGGGAAUCGAACCCACAACCCUGGCGUUGCAAGCGUCGUGCUCUACCAACUGAGCUACACGCGCCUCCGCCCCCUUAUUCUUCUCCACCUCCUCCUCACAAAGCGUCCUCACAGGGCCUUCCACUGUUUGUGGGCCCAUUAGGAGGAGUUGCCAAAGAUGUUUAUAACUAAACCAAGAUGGACCACAGCUUGUCAUUUCCAAUGGGAACAAAUUAGUCAUAGUGGGCAGAACAAGCAAGGAGCAUUUAUACAUCCAGUGAAAUAUCUAUCUCAUUGUUCUAUCUGUGGAGUUACUGUAGAUUUUAUUAUUAGCUCCUUCCCCUCUGGGUUUUCACCUCAGACACCUCAUGUCCUUUCCCUUCUGUUCCCUCCCUUACACAUUAGAAAAUACACACUCCAGUCUCCCCCUCCUUCGUACACACACAAACGCGCAGUGGUGUUGAAAAUAGGAAGUUUUGGAACACUAGCUGUAAACAGAAACCCACAGCGGAGCAGUUGUGUAUGUGGCCAGUCUGGCUUAGUGAGAGACGUUCGAGGAGUUCUGCCAAACUAAACAGGUUAAGGAGCCGUGCAGGUCCACAGGGCUUCAAACUGGGCCUAGUGUUAUUUCAGAACCAAGGACCUCCUGCUCCACUGUGAUUAGGUCAGCCACUUCUAAAGUUGUUAGUGUAUGCAGGGUCAAUUGAAGUCUGCUAGUAAUACAAUACCAUGCAUUGUGUGGAAAGGACACAGUCAUCAUACACCCAGUGUAGCUGAGUUCCCUUUCACUCUGACCUUCUCUGCUUCACACCAGCACAACACAUUAACUUCAUUUUUGCUCAUUUCCAUAAGUUAAUUCUCAGGAUUUUUGUAUAUAUUCUUUAUCUUGAUGUGUCAUUAAUAGAAACUAUAGCUCAUAGUUUUUCUCAGAAUCCUUAGAGGGGAAAUGAGUCCACAUUCCCAGUUUUAUUUUGUGCCUCAAACUCUGUUUCUGCCAGAAACGGCCGGCUGCGGAUUUCAUCGAUCCACUGGCCAACAAAAAGCCCAGGAUAUCACACCUUGCCAACAAGGCAGCAGGACCAAUAAAUGGCAAGCUGAGUUCCUCUAAUGGGAAGGAGGUGAGCGGGGCCGUGGUUGCGUCAGUGGGAGACGGUGUGACGUCCAGCUCCCAGCUCCCCCUGCUGGACAUCCCCCGGCCUUUCGACCCACUCUCCGACGUCAGCAACGACUCCAGCCACAAUGGCCGGGACUGUGAGGGCCAGGAGGCAGCCGUGGCCGAGAGGCUGAGCCAGCCACCCGUCUUCUCUGGGCCUGCAGCACUGUCCGUACCAAGCCUGGGCCCCUCGUCCCCCAGACACACGGGCCUCGACGGUCCCCGAGGCAAGAGCUCCUCGCCCUCCCUGCACGGCAAGUCCAAGAAGAAGUCCAAAAAACACAAAGACAAGGAAAAGUCCAAGGAGAGAGGAAGGGAGAGGGAAAGAGAAAAGGAGAGGAAGGUAGUCGAGGAGCGAGUUCCUGAACCAAGAAAGGCCUGUGACAUCAUCACCUCCUGCCCUGACAACCUGAAGAGCAGCAGUAUUCCACACAGGAGCACAGGUGAGUUGUCAUAGUAUAGAGAUCUAUAGUCAUUGUUUGUAGUCAUCACAUUGGUACUCAGUUAAAUUAGGUGACCGAUUGGAAAAAUUGGGGACCUCUACUGCUAAGCAUGAUUUCAGCUCAUGAAUUUUAAACCAGGUAAUUCAUCAGACAUUUUGCACAAUGGAAAGACAACACAUACUCAUCCUUAUAUUUCACACAUCUGAUUUGUCCCAAUUGAAAUGAAUUGAUAAAAUGUAUGUAUGAACGCUAUACCUAGAUUACUGCAGUCUGCGUUCUUGUGAUUGGAAGCUCUGACUGAUGUAAGUGAUAAUGAAUAGUGAGUCUUCAUGGAUCGGCUUCAAUGGAGAAAGGUUUUCAAGGCUAUCUUACAAAGUCACCUUGUGCUUCCUUUCAGAUCUCAAUGGAAUGUGCAACAACACCAGUGUUCCUUCGUCAUCGACUGAGAUGGCAGACUAUUUAUCGUAAGCGCUUCCUUCCUCUUACAAAACCACAAACAUGUAUAAUGAAAUGACUUUGUUUCCAGUAACCAAUUCUGACGACAUGGAAAGUGCGCAAUUGAAUCACUCCUCUUUCUUAGUUCUGUGUUAUUUUUCCUCUGAACAGGAAGUAUACUGUGAUUGGGUCUUCCGAGCAGCGUCAGACCUACAAGAAUGACUUUAAUACUGAGUACAGUGAGUACCGGGGCCUCCACGCUCGGAUAGAGGGCAUCACUCGACAGUUCACUGUGCUGGACACUGAGCUCAAGCAGCUCCAACAAGGCACAGACCAGUACAAGGUACGCCCCCUGGAGCAUGCUGACUACUGUUCUGCCUAAGCACUUCAGCUGCGCUAUGGUGCUGUCCUGAGUUCUUUUUGUUCUAAUGUUCAGCUUCAGGAUAAAAAUUUUGUUAAUUGUUUUGUCAUUUUGACUUUUCUUUUACAGACAAUCCACAAUCAGAUACUCCAAGAGUAUCGUAAAAUAAAAAAGGUAAGCUUUGCAUCUGGGAUCAUAUUUUUCUCAUAAAGCUGCUCAGGUCAUUUUUCAACAAAUACUGAUUGUUUUUCUUUCCCUCACAGACGAAUCGAAACUAUAGCCAAGAGAAGAACCGCUGUGAAUAUCUACACAACAAACUGGCACAUAUAAAGAAACUUAUAGCAGAGUAUGAUCAUCAGCAACUUCAUAACUGGCACUAGAUUGACAUUGUUUUCUCUUUCUCUCUGGAAACCAGACAGAGAAAGAGAAACUGGAUUCUGCUUGCUCUAAAAGUACUUGUUAAAGAUGCCAUGAAGGGAGUAUUCCCCUCAUUGGGGCCAAAAGCACUAGUGAGGACAAAGCAGACCACAUUAUAUUUUUUCUUUUUUUAAGACUGUGGCAUGUUUGGCCAGAUCUCUGUGUAGCUACACUGCAUCCGGAAAAGCUUUGUGGGGUGUUUCUCAUACUCUCAGUCCCACGUUAGUGCACAGAGAUUUCUCAGAGUAGAAAUGGAAAAUCCACAUUCUUUGGAGAUCUCCAAACAGCCUUUCCUGGUUUGUAGACUGGG
This is a messenger RNA of Coregonus sp. 'balchen', 31764 nucleotides long. The record is from the annotation of a GenBank genome assembly. Lineage: Eukaryota; Metazoa; Chordata; Actinopteri; Salmoniformes; Salmonidae.